Molecule: messenger RNA, 6594 nt
Organism: Acipenser ruthenus (sterlet)
Lineage: Eukaryota; Metazoa; Chordata; Actinopteri; Acipenseriformes; Acipenseridae
Product: mastermind-like protein 2
Exons: 5
Coding region: 1037-4027 (996 amino acids)
Biological process (GO): Notch signaling pathway; positive regulation of transcription of Notch receptor target
Cellular component (GO): nuclear speck; nucleoplasm
Molecular function (GO): transcription coactivator activity
Source: RefSeq, a predicted model, not a curated record
GCCGUCUAUUUUUUUUUUUAAACAUUCACACACAAUGAGAGUCUGUAAUGUCUCCGUAAUCUCCGUGCAAUGAGGUAGUAGUGUUCGGCCAAACAGCUGACAACAGACAGAAAGGGAAAGGCGAGAACCGAUUUUUUUAGUCUGUCUUUCUAUAUUUCGCCGUUUUGCAUUUCGGUAAUCUGUAGCGCUCUCUGGAUUUCUGCUGAAAGGACCUGGUACUCUUAUCACAGAAGUAUAAAACAGGAGAAACCAAAAGGAAACAUACCAACAAGACUGAUUACUGCUGGGUUCUGGAAGUGCGCUAUGUGAGCUACUAUAAGUACAAUGUGAAGGAGUAUUUCUGCGGAAGAGUAUGAAGUUUGGUUUGAGGAAUUCGGGAGAGAAGAUCUAGGCACAACGCAGGAGUGUGAAUUACACUGAAUGGAAAACUUUGCGGAUUAUUCUUCAAAAUGAAAUCCUAAAUGCGUGUUUUGGUUACGUCAGAAGUGUUUAUCAAUUUGAUAGCAAUUCAUAAGCCACUUUAAUAGCGUGACGUAUAUGGUGUGUUAAUGUAUGUGGCUUACAGUUAUAGUUUAUAAACCAAUGAACUAGCAUAAAUUUAAUGUUAGAGGGGGAAAAAAAAGAUAUGUUACAAUUGUUUUAAAUACAAUUAAAUAUUAAUUUUUAUAUAAUUUCGUGAUUAUAUCUGCAGUUGAGUAACCAUAAUUGAUGAGAAUGUAAUUUGCACACUAGUCUAUUUAAUGACAUCGGAUUUGAGCUAUCAUGGUUCCCUAGACAAAGUUAAGCAUUUUAAGAUUUAGUCUUCCAAAUUGUAACAUUGUUUUAAACUCAAUAUCGUAGUACACGGAUGUUACAUACACGUACGCCAGCGUGCAGAGCUAAAUCUCUUUUGGCACCCAAAAUCCACUUGCAGAUUCUACGGGUGGUAUUAUAUGUAAUAUUCAUUUACACGUGUCAGUGAUUUAAAGUGUUUUAUUUUGCAAUACAUUUUAAUUCAUAAUCAAAAAUUGCGCAAGGCGGUAAAACGGCGAGGAGGAUGGGGGACGCGGCUCCCCCACAGCCUUCAGCGGGUGGGUUUGUGCCCCUGCUCGGAGCUGGUAUGGGAGGGCCGCUGCCAGGUGCAGUCAGCGGUCCGGUCUCCGGAACCAGAGGUUCGGCAGUGCCUCAGCUGCACAGUGCCAUUGUCGAGAGGCUGCGGGCUCGGAUAGAGCUGUGUCGGCGGCACCACUCGAGCUGCGAAAACCGGUACCAGCGGGGCCAAGCAGAGAACACGGACCGGGAGCGGGAAAACACACUGCAACUCCUUAAUAUCGUGCACCAGGGACCGGGGAACAGGAAAACUAAACACAACAAGACAGCACCACAACAAGCACCAGAAUACAACAGGGUGAACGGGGAGCAGAAAUCACAAAACUCAGCAGGAGGGGAGCCGAAGAAUCCAGCGCGCAUUGCUCUCGAGGGUUCAUUGAGGAGAAAGCUAGAAAGAAAUCCAACACCAGGAUACAAUCCAAAAGCAAAUGGAAUUUCCAGUGCUGCUUUCGGCACAGAUUUUAAGAGGGCGCGGUUGGAUGGAAAUCCUAUCAUGGGACACAGUGGAUGCACGUUCACCAAUGGACAGUCACAGCCCAUUCAGGGUGCUGCAUCGAUGGGCCACAGCCUCCACAGAAAAGACAAUAAUAUGUCGUCCCACCCCAUUGGGAGUGAUCUGUUCAGCUUAACGCUCAAGGAGAUGAAAAAGGAACCUGGGGAAGUGCAUUCAUGUGGCCAAGCAUCCACUGACAACAGCAUGAUGGUCUUUGAUUUCAAAGACGAGCCUGGCAGUCAGAUUGAUCCCGAUCUGCAGGACCUGCUUGAUGAGCUCUCCAAGUCUGUCCCGCUGUGCGAUCUGGAGUUUGAGAAGAUGCUAAACUGUACCAUAAAGCAGGAUGACCCCUUCAACUUGGAUCUUGGGCGACCGAGCCAAAGUUGCAUGGCAAAGCCAUCCUCCCAGCUGGAAAAGAUGGUCAUCAAGACAGAAUACUCGCCUGGUUACAGUCAAGGCACUGGUGGCUCGCCCCAACUUCGGCCUGCAUCAGCUGGGCCGGCAUUCUCAAUUUCAACCAGUACCUUAUCAUCUUCUCCGGUGACUUCUGCACCUCAAAAUCAGAGCCAAGGGUCACAAGGGGCUUCAAUCGCAGGAAGAUCCAUAGCCAACUGGCCAGAAGUCUCCCACGCUGAGCAGUUGAAACAGAUGGCCGCCAACCAACAGCCAACAGCAAUGCUGCAUCACCACCACCACCAGCAGCAGCAGAACCAGGCAGCAGCAGCAGCCAAAUGGUCAUCCACUCUACCUGCACAUUCAGGAACCUUUGGGCAAGAGAAGAAUACAGGCCCUGCUUCCCACUGCCCACAGAGGAUCAGCCCCCAAAAUGCCAUCCUGACACCCAUGAGCAGCAGCCAAGCCAAAGGAAUGAACGACUGCCUCUUCAAGCCAGGCACCAGCAGCAACUCCAACCACAUAGAUAUCAAAGUCCUCAAUACCAAGCCCUUGUCUCAUUUCAGCCACAAGCCCAGUAGCCAACAGAUGCCCCCAAUGUUGGGCUCACAGAACAAGUCAACUGUUUUGCACUACACACAGCAACAGCAGCAGCAGCAGCAACAACAGCAGCAACAACAAACUCCCAUUCAGGCCCAACCGCACCACCCUCCCCAUUUCCAAAACCAGACUCUGCCUCGGCUCCCGAGCGUCACCAUGGCCCUGCAGACUAAAGGGUUGCAACAGAAGAUGCAGUUGAACCAGCAGAUGUCGGGGCAACAUUACAAAAUGGUCCAGCCCAGACAGAAUCAGCCGCCCAUGGUUCCCAGCCCCCGUCCUCCUGCAGGAAACAGCUUCCUGAGCAACUCUGCCCAGACCCAGCAGAAGUUGAUGGGAAAGACCCAGGCCUUGCAGAUGCAGCUGGCUUUACAGCAGCAGAUCAUGGCUGACCCGGACAAAAUGAGUGCGCAGGAUCAAUUAAACCGGCAUUUGACCAGGCCUCCUCCAGACUACAAACAGCCACAGAGAAACAUGGUCGGGGCACAGCAGCCGAACCAGUAUGCAGGGGGAGGACUCGCUAUGGGCAUGAACUCUAACCAGCCCUUGCCAAACACUGUUUUGAAUCAGGGAGGUCUGCAAACCAACCCCUGCCACCUUCCCCCUGGGCAGGGCACCAAAAUGCCACCCGUCCCCAACGACAGGAUGUAUGGGAGUGGUCCUGACCCCCAGCAGGGAGACUACACUGUCCCUGCCACCGUCACCCAGCUCCAGCAGCAUGGAAACCAAAACCAGAUAGGAAUGGACCAAAAUAACUCCAGGUUCCCAGGGCCCACCAACCUUGGCAACAGCAUGACCUCCUUUAGGUCUGGACCAGUGUCCAACACCCAGCAUAUGAGACCGACAUUGAAACAAGAAGCACCAGGUAUGACAGGACAGAGACUGCCAAAUAUGAUGACCAAUUCCAGCAUGGUGGGGUCAAACUGGCCUCCUCAGGGGUCCAAACAAACUGCUGCUCCUCCAAUGGGAGGGAGGAGGUUCCCAAACACACUACAGCCCCAUCAGCCAGUGCAGCCUGACAUGACCAAUCAUCACUUUCCACAGAGGGCCAUGGCCCCGCCAAACCAGAUAGCAUCAGACAUCUCUAUGCACCCUCUCAACUCAAUGGAUCAGACCAUUAGCGGGCAGGCAGUGGCUGCAGCCAGAGGGCUCGCCCCAAGGCCUAGCCAGCCCAGAAUGCCAGCUCUGCCCACCAUGGCCAGUAUGAAUCAACUCACCCCGAUAGCGCCAGUAAACUCGGGCACCUUCACAGCGGCCAGCCAGAACUCUCGAGGCUACCAAGGGAACAGUCACAGCAGUGAUUUAACAUUCGAUUUCCUUCAGCAAGGAGACAACACUGUGCCAGGAAUCAACAGCGAUUCUGACUUCAUAGACUCCCUGUUGAAGUCGGGCUCAGGGAACGAUGACUGGAUGAAAGACAUUAACCUGGAUGAAAUUUUGGGGAGUCAUUCUUAAAGGACAGGUCACUGUAAACAAGUGUACGUGCUGAACGUAAUGUAGCAAGUGAACUGUAGAAUUCACAGCAGGUUCUUAUUGCCAAUUGAUAAUGUGUGUGGUAUAAAUGUAUAUACUUUUUUGUAUUUUUUUUUUAUAUUGUAUUUAACUCUUUUAACAAACGUAUGUACCGUCAUUGGUUUUUAGAUUUAAAAAAAGAGGGGGGGAGGGGGGGGAUUUUUAUGGACAUUGGCUACAAUACUGGGAAACAGUGGUAGUAUAUUAUAUAUCCUGUAAAUGAAAAAGGCUGAUUUUGAAACGCACCAAAAAUUAAUUUGCUCCCCCUUUCACAACCCUACUGGAUUAGAGAGACAGGACAUUGACAGUGUGCAGGUUACUAAUGUGUUUCUGUUUCUGUAUUCAUCAGUAACUGACAUACUGCUCAAUGCAUAGGACUGCAUAGCACUUACUGAAAUCAUUUAUGAAUGAGUCCGGAUUUAGUUUGUUUCCUUUAGCACACGCUCCUACUGUAAUUAGUUGCUUGUGCUGGCUUCAGUACAGUGACAAUCCCGCCUAGUUUUCAUCUUGAGCAUCCUGCAGUUAAGCAGAACACUAAUGCAGAUGACAUGAAGCCGUGUCUAUGAUAUGAACAUGGCCUUAAACAAGUUCUUCUUCCUCUCAGAUAUCCUGUUCUUUAUUAGCCUGUGUCUAGAAAAUCAUUUUCACUUGGACCAAACUUUUUUUUUUGGUUUUACUUUCCUUAAAAGAAAUAAUUUUGCCUCUGGUUUAAUGUAUUUAUAAAAAACAAACAAACAAACAAAAAAAACGACUACUUCCUGGACUAUUAUGAAUGCACUAGCAGAUGCCUCAGCACUCGAUUAAUGUAUUCAAAUGUACAGAUUGUACCGUGUGUGCUUUGUAAAGAUUUGUAAAGUAUGUUUUGAUAAAUGAAUCAUAUUCUUCAGAAGAUUAUAUUUAUACUUCUGUGACUCAGAUUAAGUAAAUGUUAUAUUUUGUACUUAACACUUGUUACUUUUUUUUUUUUUUUUUUUUUUUAAAGAGGAUUUGUCUUGUUUUGUAAAAUGUGGCAAAAUAAUUGGUGCCCCAAUAUAAAGCAAAACGUUGGUUUAAAAAAAAAAAAAAAAAAAAAGCUAAAAGAUGACAUCUGGCCCUUAAUACUACUAAACAUAUUUUGUCUCCUACCCUCUCACUCUUUUACUCAUCAUUGUGCUGUUGAACAUUUUCCAAUACAUUAUCUCCACUUUGAAGCAUGCUUUAGACCACCCUGUCAGCCCACACCAGUUACAGUCCCUGAAUGUUUUCUUUGCCCAAUUAUGAACAUACUCAUUUAUGUAUUUCAAGAUGAUUCACAUCUUGUUUCCAAGCAUUGUUUUCGGAGAAUUAGCUGGGGGAGGUCAUUUAACCAGACCAGAAUUGAAUGAACCUGUAGUGGUAGGGUUAACAUCCCUGCUGUCCUUUGAAAGAGGGCAAUUGGCCCUUUAAUGUCCACAAGCAGCUUUAAUGUCCACUUUCUGCAGCUCCUGAUUUUCCAUGGAGGUCCCCCAUCCACGUACUGAGCAGGUUUGACUGCACACAUGACGUGGACUAUCCUUCUUUAAUAAAACUGGGACAGAUGAAUGGCACAGAGUUAAAUAUCGCCUCAGCAUCCCGGCACCCCUGCAGAACAACUUGGGAGGAGUUUGAAAAGUUUAAAAAAAAAAAAUUAAGUCAUGAUUUUUGCAUCCGCCAACUGAUUUUAAGAACUACAUACUUCACCUUAAAGUCCACUCGGUUACACUUUGAAGUGGCCCUUUUGCAUGUUGGAAAACUGACUUCGGUUUGGCCCCUCUUCUACAUUUGCUUCUGCUUCUACAAUUGCUCCCCAGAAUCUUUGAAUUCUCCCUUAUUUAAUGAGGCCUGCUGAAUGUUCUGUUUGAUAACCUGAACCUUCGACUCUUUUCCUCAGAUGACCCCUGAAAGAGGCUGUGCAGCGGUUUCAGUCACCCAAAGGGUUUCCUUCAGGCAGUCGUUAAGCUUCAGCAGCAGUGCAGUGCACCUAAGAAGUUUGUGUUCAAAGGGAGUAAAAGCAGUUGUGUCUAAUCUACUCCAUCUCUGCUCUGUGGUGAACAUGGGUGUUUUAAGCACCCUAUGACCAUAUAGGUACUAGAAAUACAGGGCUUAUGGAAUGACUUUAGUGUGGUAUUUUGUACGGGUACAUCUGCUGUUUCAGUUUCCUUUCCUUUGGUCUUUAGUCUUUAGUCCUUUGGGCUGUAGUCUUUCUGUGUAAUGGAAAAGGAAGGUGUCCCAUUACAUACAGGGAAAUCUUUAUCAUGAAGUGGUUUAGCCAGCAUGUCCUGCUGAACAGGAAAUAUCAAUGGACAGUGGAUGAAAAUAAAAUCAGAUCAGCAAGGGGGCAUGGGGUUAGCUACAUAGUGUUUACACAGCUCAGUCACAGUGAGUUUUUUAAGUGACCUAUUUUUCUUUCUGCACCAAAUUGAGGCCCAUUUACACUUCCUGAAAUAUAUUUGUAGAAAUGUGUCUUUUAAAACAUGCCUUGUUACAUUAAAUAAAGCUAUACUGACAAACAU